Molecule: messenger RNA, 910 nt
Organism: Bufo gargarizans (Asiatic toad)
Lineage: Eukaryota; Metazoa; Chordata; Amphibia; Anura; Bufonidae
Product: sodium channel modifier 1-like
Exons: 6
Coding region: 296-760 (154 amino acids)
Biological process (GO): RNA splicing
Cellular component (GO): nucleus
Source: RefSeq, a predicted model, not a curated record
CGGAAGGGCAUGAGGAGCGCAGAUUUUUAAAGAACAGAAUUCCCCUGUAUGACCCUGCCAUAUCGAUCCUGGGAGGAGGCAGUCACGUUAUGAGCUGGGGGCACAACCAUAUGCAGAGAUUCUAUGGGAAGAAGGCGGCUCACAGGAACGAGGUCCAGAAGCGACAGCACGAGCGGUACGUCCGGGCAGAAGAGGUCGCGAACAGCCCUCAGCUCCGCUGCUGGAACAGACCAGGAAGAUUACCCAGAAUGCAUUGCUGAAGGCUUCCCCAUAUAACAGCUGCUGCACCAGAGGGAUGUUACAUUUAAGGGUGUUGUGGCGAGGUUUUCUUUCCUACCCCUAUUGGCUCCUGCCAGGAGAUGUGAGGAGGACGAGCAGUUCUAAGGUGGAGGAGCCGCCCCAAUCCUCACCAUCUCCACAGAGCAGCAGUUCAGUAUAUACUCAGCAGGACCUGCACAAGACCCCAGCCGAGACCUCCAGUCCUGAUCCAAGGAGCGGCUCCACAGGUGAACAUGCUGCAAUAACCUGGGUAUACGGUAUGUGCAGACGGUCUCAAUCCCAGACAACCAGUAAAACUAAGAACAAGAUUCAGAAAGGUGAAGAUUCGAAUGACGACCCUGAGAGAAGGCAAGUAAUGGAGCACUAUCUGUCUCUGAGGAGCUCUGAGUGGAUUCCAGAUGGCACAGGGAAAUGGGUGAAAGAUGAAAAUGUGGAGUUUGACUCUGAUGAGGAGGAACCUCCAGCAAUGCCACCACCAUGACACAAGGUCAGGGACAGAGAUGCAGAGCACCCAGCUGGACCUCCGUCACUGGGAACCUCCUUAUGUAUUGCUGUACACCUCUUAACUUGCAGUUUAUCUCAUGGCCUGCUAGAGGGUGCUGUAUCUAUAAGAAUUAUUUUCUGUAAGGUA